Messenger RNA from Achroia grisella, 3263 nucleotides. It is a transcript of the gene Atg16, whose product is annotated as autophagy-related protein 16-1. The record is from RefSeq and is a predicted model, not a curated record. The transcript has 15 exons. Gene Ontology annotation, molecular function: protein binding. Gene Ontology annotation, cellular component: autophagosome membrane. NCBI's taxonomy places the organism in Eukaryota, Metazoa, Arthropoda, Insecta, Lepidoptera, Pyralidae. Gene Ontology annotation, biological process: autophagosome assembly. Bases 219 to 1931 code for a protein of 570 amino acids.
GAGGAGCCAAUUGAAACUAAAUAAUCUACUAUUAUUUUGAUUUUCAUAUUUAAAAUUUACUGCAAUACAUUCAAUAUUAUAAUAAUGAUGUAAACGUUUAGAGUUUACAGUUUUAUACUUCUUAAAUAGAAUAAUCGCUGGUGUUGCAUCAUGACAUCUGUUUGUUUUGAUCCCACAUUAAAUUAAUUUUUAAAAGUUUUUGAUAGUAAUAAAUUAUAAUGGAGGGUGGAGAAUGGAGAAGUAAUAUUAUUCGCCAAAUACAGGCAAGGAACAAGUACGAAACUUCAGCGUUUCAAGAUAUUAUAUCUUUUCAAAGUCGACUGUUUGAUAAUGUGAAUACACUUAAAAAUGAAAACCUGCAACUGACUUUGAUCAAUGAAAGAAUCAAAUAUUCUAAUACAGAUAAUGUGACAUCAAGUGGAGCCACUGCAGCCACUGAAAAAAUACAAGUCCUGGAGCAUAAAAUUCUAGCGCAACAAGAAGAAUUGACUUCUUUACAUAGACGCAGAGGAGAAAGUGCACAACAGAUAAUCAAUUUAAAUGACAGGGUACAUGAGUUAGAAAGACAACUUCAGAAUAAAGAUGUCAUAAUUUCAGAAAAUACAGCCAUUACAGCAUCUUUGAGAGCUGAGAUUCAAAUGUACGAAAACAAUAUGGCUGAGUUACAAGGGUUAAAUCAAGUGCUAAGGGAUGAACAUCAAGCUUUACAGAUAGCGUUUGCAUCAAUAGAGGAAAAAUUAAGAAAAGCUCAGGAUGAAAAUCGAGCGUUAGUGGACAGAUUAAUAAAAUAUAAAGCAAAAGAUGCAGAUAAAAUGAACGAAGAGAAUGAGCAUUUUCUUAAGUCAAGCAACCCUACCGCGUUUUUCAUCAACACGUUUGGUAGAGUUAGUUUCGGAAAGAAAAGUGAUAAGGUGAGAAAAGAACUUGAAGAAGCAGCGAGAGAAAGUGGCAGCAGAAGUAGCGCAGAAUCACCUGGCAGUUCCUCUGAAGAUAAAUUGAUUGAGUCUAUGCCGUUUUACACGACUGUGUUACCAACUAAAGUCGCUUUGAAAUUCGAUGCGCAUGACGGAGAAGUAAAUGCCGUAAAGUGGAGUCCCACAGAUCGUGUGGUGGCUACAGGAGGUGCUGAUAGGAAAGUUAAAUUAUGGGACGUAUCAAAAUCUAUGAUCGAAAAUAGAGGAAACCUGGUUGGUUCGAAUGCUGGCGUGAUGUCAGUAGACUUCGAUUCGACCGGCGCGUAUAUAGUAGGCGCUUCCAAUGAUUUCGCGAGCCGCGUGUGGACUGUAGCGGACCAGCGGUUAAGGCACACGCUGACUGGGCACAGUGGGAAGGUGAUGGCAGCUAAGUUUCUUGGUGAAUCAACCAAGGUGAUCACCGGUAGCCACGACCGGACACUCAAAAUUUGGGAUCUCAGGAGUAAAAGUUGUACAGAAACAAAGUUCGUAGGAUCAUCAUGCAAUGACCUCGUGACGUCGGAUGGUGCAGGCUCAACAAUAAUCUCCGGGCAUUUCGACAAGACGAUACGGUUCUGGGACAUCCGUACAGAAAUGUCGGGGAACCAUAUAAUGCUGCAGGGCAAAGUCACGUCACUUGAUCUUAAUAGAGAUAGCAACUAUUUAUUGGCGUGUGUACGGGACGACACAAUACAACUAAUAGACUUACGGAUGAACACGAUUGUCCGUUCUUUCAGCCACGAGUCUUUCAAAGUAGGAUGCGACUGGUCCAGAGCCGCGUUCGGCCCCGGCGGGAGACUGGUUGCUGUGGGAUCUGCAGACGGCGCUGUAUACGUAUGGAAUACACACACUGGACGGGUAGAAUCAAUACUCAAAGACCACUCGUUAGCGGUGACGGCCGUGUCGUGGCACCCGCAGUCGGGACUCCUCGCGUCGGUGGACCGGGGCAAGCGGGCACUCAUCUGGGGCGAUUUGUGACAGGCCUGGGAAGCGCCGCGCCCCCCGCCGCCUCUACAACAGUCAACCAGACAUGGAGAGGGCGACGAUGGCGAUUCCGAGAGCGGAGAGGUGUUCGACUUCCUACGAGGCAUCACUACCGAUAUACUCCAUCGGUUCUCGUAGUGUAGCCGGCGAUGUACAUGCAACAUAUUAGCGUCCCUAAAUUUACGGCCAACGAUGUCACUCGCAAUAAACACCCAAUGAAGUCCUUGGAUUGUUUCCGACUCCUAUAUUUAUAUAAAUUUCGUGGAUACUUCCCUUUACUAUUGGUGAUAUGUGCCUCAUGAGGCCAGGUAACAAAUUUUUGUACUUUUAGAAAUUAUAAACAUUUUAAUGUCGAAUGGAAAAACGUAUGAAAUUCGCGUAUAUAGAAUCCGAUACCAUGAUCGUUAACAAUAUAUUCUGAGUUAAAAAAAUGAAAUGCAUAACUUGGUUAUAUAUACAUUUCCAUACGGAUAUAAGAAAUGGUAAAUUUAUUACAGGAACAAAUAAUAGAUGUAAUUCAUCUUUCAUGUUUUCUGAGAAGAAAAUGUUUAAGGAAUUUAAUUUAAUAGGUCACACACACAGCGUAUAUAAUAAUUUUAAUUUCACAUUAAUAAUAUGUAUUGGUAACGGUGCUAUGCGUUACAAGUUUUUGGCAUUGUAAUUUAAAAGAAAGCCACUAUGAUUCACCUAACUUUUAGCUCUGCACCGGAGGUUGUCAGAUUCGAAUUUAACUACGGAAAUCGCUUAUUGUACUGGUGAUUGCACAUUUAAUAUAUAGAUAAGUAUCUAUGUUAUUUUGCGAGUAUCGCUCUCGCAUUGAAGCCAAUUUAGUUUUUAAGUCGUCUUCCGCAAAUUAGACAUAAUAUUAUGUAGUCUCAUUUCAUUCCUUUUUUCCAACAUAAGUUUUUUUGGAAUCCUUUCUACUGUUAUUGGCUUAUAAUAAUUCAAAAUUGUUUCGUAAUAUGCUCAUUAAUGAAACUUAUGUUGAUAUUACUUAAGGUAUUCUAGUAAUGGUAUGGUUGGGAACACGUGUAUGCUAAUAAAAUACAUAAUGACAUCAACUUUGCGUAACGACAGUGCAAGUGAUAAUUAAAGCUUGUAAAUUAAAAAUAGCAAGCAAUAAAAGUCGCCAUUUUCAGCUGAGACAUAACGGGUUUUAUAAUCUUGCGAUGUAAUGCCUGUUAUAUAUUGCUCUUCUUAACUAGCUGUUGGAUACUUCUACAAAAUAAAAAUAUGUUACAACUGUAUAUCAAAAUUUUAAAAUUAAUACGGUGGUUAACUCUACCUGGACAAUCUAUGUGGACAAUCAUGCUACUUGAAUCAAAU